Molecule: messenger RNA, 800 nt
Organism: Telopea speciosissima
Lineage: Eukaryota; Viridiplantae; Streptophyta; Magnoliopsida; Proteales; Proteaceae
Product: plasma membrane-associated cation-binding protein 1-like
Exons: 4
Coding region: 69-800 (243 amino acids)
Cellular component (GO): plasma membrane
Source: RefSeq, a predicted model, not a curated record
CGGGCCGGGAGAGAGAGAGAGAAUUUGUGUUUUUCGAUUUUUCUGUGAGUGUUGAAGUGAGAAGAGAUAUGGGUUACUGGAAUUCGAAGGUUGUUCCAAAGAUCAAGAGAGUUUUUGAGAAAAAUGGGAACAGGAAGGCUGCUGCUGAAGCAUGCAAAUCCUUUGACGAUUCGAAGGAAGAGAUCAACAAGGAGUUUGAAGAGAAGAAAACGGACCUCCAGCCCAAAGUAAUCGAAGUUUAUGAAGCUUCCUCCGCUGAAAUCAAGACUUUGGUCAAGGAGCGUACGGAUGAAGGAAUCAAGAAGAACCCCGAAGCAGUUAAAGCAUUUCUCGAAGAAUUAGAGAAAAUAGAGUUCCCCGGGUCGAAGCAGGUCUCUGAAGCAUCUUCCAAGGUUGGGCCAGUGCUAAUCUCUGGUCCGGUUCUGUUUGUGUUGGAGAAGGUGUCGACCUUCGUAGUCACAGAAGAGAAACCAGCAGCAUCAACGGAGGCUGCGACAGAGACAACAGAGGCAGAGACUCAAACUGAGACUAUUACAACAACGACUACACCACCACCAAUAACGGAGGAGACAUUAAUAAGUGUGAAAGACAAAGAGAUAGCCACAGAAGAAGUGAAGAAAGAGGAGGAGGUGGUGGUAGUGAAAGUCACAGAACCUGCAGCCGCUGCUCCGGUCGAGGAGACCAAGACAGAGAAGAAGAAAACUGAUGAAACGGCUGAACCCGUCGCUCCUGCCCCUGCUCCUGCUUCAUCUGAACCACCCAAGGCCGUAGAAGCCGUAGUCGUACCACCAAAGCCUUGA